GCAUCUGGAGCCUCUUCCUCUCCUCUGUGGCUGCAGGUCAUGACUUUACAUGUGGGGAGCAUUGGGCUGGAUCUUCGCUGUGUUUUGACCGCUGGCUAUUUAAAAGACGGGGGUCUGACUGCAGUGGGUGCUGUUGGUUGAAGUGCCCGCGAACUGAACUUGUGAGGAGAGAGAGAGGGAGCUGUGCGCUUUCCUCCCGACAGAGUGCUCCACACACACAUACACACACACACACACACACACACCACACACACACACACACACACACACACACACACACACACACACACACACACACCGGGGUCACUCCACUUCCAGGCGGCGGACUGGUUUCCACUCCUCCUGCAUAUCGCACAUGAAGAGGGAAGGACGUCCGCAGUCAUUUCCUACCUGUGCGCCUUCAGCGUGCGUCACGGAAACUCCGCAGUUUCUUCGUCUUAAUUGUUUCCUCCGCUGCUUCCUAUACCCGGUGAUUUUGGAUUACGUAGAAUAACAAGCAGCGUGGGCGCGGAGCAGCUGAAAUCAUGGAUGUAUGGAUAAAGUUGGUGUUGUUGUGCAGCUGCUGCUUUGGAGCAAGUGCAGACUUUGAUGGCAGGUGGCCGCGGCAGAUGGCCUCGUCCAGCGGCCUGUGUCGGUACGGGGCCAGAGUGGACUGCUGCUGGGGGUGGACGCGCCGCUCCUGGGGUCACUGCCAGCCUCUCCUCGCCUUAACUCACAGAGUAGCCGGGAUAAGGUGCCAGCCCCAAGCUGUGUGCCAGCCCGGCUGUAAGCAUGGAGACUGCGUGGGACCCAAUAAGUGCAAGUGCCAUCCAGGCUUCACCGGAAAGACCUGCAAUCAAGACCUGAAUGAGUGCGGUCUGAAGCCCAGGCCCUGUAAACACAGGUGCAUGAACACUUAUGGAAGCUACAAGUGCUACUGCCAGAACGGCUACAUGCAGAUGCUUGACGGGACAUGUGGAAAUGCUCGCACUUGUGGCAUGGCCAACUGUCAGUACGGCUGCGAGGUGCUGAAAGGAGAGGUCCGAUGUCAGUGUCCGUCACCGGGGCUGCAGCUGGCUCCGGAUGGACGAACCUGUGUGGAUGUGGAUGAGUGUUCUGCAGGGAUAGCAGUGUGUCCUCGGUUCAGGAAAUGCAUAAACACUUUCGGUAGCUACAUCUGCAAGUGCCACGAAGGCUUUGACCUGCAAUACAUCAACGGGAAAUACCAAUGCAUAGACGUGGAUGAGUGCUCUUUAGGUCGGAGCCACUGCAGCGGCUCCGCCUCCUGCUACAACACGCCGGGAUCAUACAAGUGCAAAUGCAAAGACGGCUACCGGGGGAUGGGCCACGACUGCAAACCCAUCCCUAAAGUGGCUAUUGACCCUCCGAGGCCAGGCAAACUGCCUCCAAAUCAUCACAACCGCCUCCCAGACACAGAUCAGAGGAGGACCACCACCACCGUCCGACCACCAGUGACUCAAAGGAGAGUCUUCCCCGUAAUUCCCAAAACAACAACAGCCGCCCCCACAACUACGACAACCACGACAACAACCAAAGCACCUCCAAAGAAGGUUACCCCACCUCCACAUAAACCAGCCAUUCCCACCCGGAAGCCCUUCAUCCCAACCAGGAAGCCCUUCAUCCCGACCAGGAAGCCCUUCAUCCCGACCAGGAAGCCCUUCAUCCCGACCAGGAAGCCCUUCAUCCCGACCAGGAAGCCCUUCAUCCCGACCAGGAAGCCCUUUAUCCUGACCAGGAAGCCACCAGCACCAACACGCAAGCCCUAUAUCCCACCCAUAAGACCAGUUCCUCCCACCAGAAGUCCCCCAACACCCCCACCAGUCACUCCUGUGGACAACACCAUCCAGAAGGAGGUCACCAAACAGAGAGGGGACGUCCACAUUCCUCGGAACCACGAUCGCAACACCGUCCUUGGCGUGGACUUUGACAUUGAGCUCGGGAACACGGCAGAAGAAGCCAAGGACGACCCAGAGUCGGGGUAUCUGAGCUGCUCCUUUGAUGAUGGUCUUUGUGGUUGGAUCAGGGACAAAGACGGAGACCUGCACUGGGAGACGACGCCUGAUCCAUCCGGUGGACGGUACCUCACCAUUCCCGAGGUGGGCAACAAGAGGACAGGGCGGGGGGCGCGGCUGGUGCUCCCCCUCACCCCUCCCUGGAACGAUGGCAACCUGUGCCUGUCGUUCAGACACAAGCUGGCCGGCCAUCACGUGGGCAUGCUGCAAGUGUUCGUGAAGAAAGGGAAGCAGUACAGCCCUGCAGUCUGGGGCCGGACGGGGGGGAAUGGCUGGAGGCACACCCAAAUCACUUUAUGGGGCACCGGCUUGGAAAGUGUGAUCCUGAAGGGGGAGCGUGGGCGGGGCCGGAGUGGAGAGAUGGCCGUGGACGACAUCACUCUGAGGAAAGGCUCCUGCACAGAGGAGCACAACCUGAGGAGACUCUGACUGACAGGACUCUAAGAGGCAGAACGAGAGGGGAAAUCAUCUCAAAGAGAACUGACUCUGUUGUGAAAUACCCUCCCUCUGCCUGGGCUAUCACUGACCCCACACACACACACACACACACACACACACACACACACACACACACACACACACACACACACACACACACACACACACACACACACACACACACACACACACACACACACACACACACACACACACACACACACACACACACACACACACACACACACACACACACGCACACACACGCACGCGUGCCACGCCUCACAGCCCUUCAGUGAACGAUAUCCAUGAAAUUGUGCGUCUGCAGAACAGUGGGUUUCUCUUUCUCGACUGACCAUGAAUAAAAAGAUUGAAUCCAAAUGUCAUGGGUGGAUCCCGGCAGUCCCCCCCCCCCUCUCCUCAGCCUCCCUCUCACUCCAUCACCGUGUUACUAUGAAACCUGCAUGCACCUACUUACCAUGGAAAUGUCCUCCGCCUAACACAGCCCUGGCGGCCUCCAGCCACACCGCUGAGAGACCACGUUCACUCCAUUUCUUCCCGGAGAGGGAUCGUUCCCACGCCUAUGAGUCUGCUUUUACCUUACUUUGAUCCUUCAGCUAAAAGCCAUUGCUUUUCUUUUUUGCUUGAUGUUAAAACAUGUUGCCAAGGGUGAAUUUUGCAACGGUUUUUACCAGAUAAAUAUCAAAGUAGUACCAGUUUCUUUAAGGGAAAUAGAUUUAAAAUAUCAAAGGAAAAUUGUAAUUGUUAGCAUUUAUUUUAAAUCCAGCUGACUCUAAAUUUGCAAAAAAAUAACCCAAACAUUCUCAAUUUACCUCCGCUUUUUAUUGUCUAAUCUGAGUUUGAAAUGAAACAAAGCAGCUUUCUCUCCUUGUCAUAUUAUUUCAAAAAUCUGUUUGGUGAAAGAGGGGCUUACAAAUUAAGCACCUUCCAUACACAGAUCUUUUAUCGAGCUGACUGAAAACUCCAUGUCAUCUUUUUUUCCAGAUACUUAAAAAGUGUCGAUCAGAAUCAGUGUAUGAUUUCUUACACUUGCAAAUCAACACUUACUUUCUAUUAUACAAUAUGUGCUUUGUUAUAUUAAGUGCAGUUUGUUAUAAAGACGAUACCAACAACUUUUUAGGCUUUCACAAAUUGUAUUAUUGUAAAUGUAGUUGUGUGUACAUACUCUAAAGAUCUACAAUCCCAUGUGUUGUGUGGUUUAUAUGUUAUGUUAAUUCAUACAUGGACAUUAAUUGUAUUUCAAAAUGGUUUGUAUUUCAACUUUUAAUCAAAGAAUAUGUAUACAGAUGGAAACCCUGUGUAGUGCAAGGCUGUGUUUAACAAGGACACACGUGUAUGUCCAUGUGUUAUGGUAUAAAGCUCUGUCUGUAACUUGCAAAGCACAUAGUUGCGUAUCGUAUGCUGUGACAAUGAAGGGCAUCGGCUGGAGUUUUAAGGUUUUCUGUAUGCAUGGUGCAUUCACCAAAUUAAUAUGUAUCCAGACCAGUAUGUAAAUAAAAUACAUUUGACUGAUAUGCUAUGAAA
Molecule: messenger RNA, 3995 nt
Organism: Gymnodraco acuticeps
Lineage: Eukaryota; Metazoa; Chordata; Actinopteri; Perciformes; Bathydraconidae
Gene: npnta
Product: nephronectin a
Exons: 13
Coding region: 525-2441 (638 amino acids)
Cellular component (GO): membrane
Molecular function (GO): calcium ion binding
Source: RefSeq, a predicted model, not a curated record